UUCUUUGUUUCAAUCAUGGUACUCUUACACCUAUAUAAAAACAUAGGAUUGGAUUGUUUUGAUUUUAACAGGAAUUGUUUGUUCCAUCUGUCUGUUUUUGAGAAAAUGGAGAAUAUUGUUCUUUUUCAGAAAAUCUUGCUUGUUCUGUUCACUAUUGCCUUCUUUUGGAAGCUUAUAAAAUACAUGUGGAGUUUCUUGAGCAUGGAGAAGGAGCCUCUGACUGUAUUGGUUACUGGUGCUGCAGGGCAAAUAGGCUAUGCUAUUGUUCCAAUGAUUGCUAGGGGGGCCAUGCUUGGCCCUGAUCAGCCUGUAAUUCUGCACAUGCUUGAUAUUGAACCUGCAGCUGAGUCCUUGAAUGGGGUGAAAAUGGAAUUGAUUGAUGCUGCCUUUCCUCUUCUCAGAGGUGUUGUUGCUACAACAGAUGUCCAGGAAGCUUGUACGGGUGUCAAUAUUGCUGUUAUGGUUGGUGGAUUCCCACGGAAGGAAGGUAUGGAAAGAAAGGAUGUGAUGUCAAAAAAUGUAUCGAUUUACAAGGCUCAAGCUUCAGCAUUAGAAAAGAAUGCUGCUGCAGAUGUCAAGGUGCUGGUGGUUGCCAACCCAGCAAACACUAAUGCGCUUAUCUUGAAAGAAUUCGCACUUUCAAUCCCACAGAAAAACAUCACAUGCCUUACAAGACUGGAUCACAACAGGACAUUAGGACAAAUCUCUGAGAAGCUAAAUGUUCACGUCGGUGAUGUGAAGAAUGUUGUCAUCUGGGGCAAUCACUCUUCAACUCAGUAUCCUGAUGUCAACCAUGCAACUGUCACCACCAGCAGUGGAGAGAAACCUGUCAGAGAACUUGUGGCUAAUGGUCAAUGGUUGAAUAAAGAGUUCAUCACCACGGUGCAGCAGCGUGGUGCAGCCAUUAUUAAGGCCAGGAAGCUAUCAAGUGCACUGUCUGCUGCAAGUUCUGCUUGUGAUCAUAUACGUGAUUGGGUCCUCGGGACUCCUAAGGGUUCAUGGGUUUCCAUGGGUGUGUAUUCCGAUGGCUCUUAUGGAAUCCAGCCAGGCCUCGUAUACUCUUUCCCAGUUACAUGUGAAAAAGGACAAUGGUCAAUUGUGCAGGGGCUCAAGAUUGAUAAGUUUUCGAGGGGGAAGCUGGAUGCAACUGCACAAGAGCUCAUUGAGGAGAAAUCCUUGGCCUAUUCAUGUCUCAAUUGACCAUGAAGCUUUUCUUUUCUCAUUGAAUAAUGAUAGAGGGACUCAAUGAUCCAUCAAAUAAAGGAAGAACACAUUGGUUUUCCUUGUAGUUGUAGACAAUUUAUGUGGUUUGUUAUGCAAUGUUAAUGUUCCUGGGUUUAAAUUAGAUUGAAUUAAAUGUAUCGUAGUCAUCCGUAUAUGAUUUAA
Messenger RNA from Prunus dulcis (almond), 1386 nucleotides. RefSeq names its product malate dehydrogenase-like. Bases 16 to 1200 code for a protein of 394 amino acids. Gene Ontology annotation, molecular function: L-malate dehydrogenase (NAD+) activity. Gene Ontology annotation, biological process: oxaloacetate metabolic process; malate metabolic process; tricarboxylic acid cycle. The transcript has 7 exons. The record is from RefSeq and is a predicted model, not a curated record. Lineage: Eukaryota; Viridiplantae; Streptophyta; Magnoliopsida; Rosales; Rosaceae.